UUAGCAGAAGCUCUUCCUGGAAAAAACAUCUCAACAAACUAAAGGCAAUGAACAAAAAGAACUUGCCAACCUUCGUUACCUUCUGUAACACGUACACGUUUCCAUUUUUGUGAUAAUCAAAAUCUGCAUGCGUUACUCACUAUAAAAAGAGAUGGUUAGAUUUCCAAUCAGUCACAAUUGUUCAAAAUAAUUGGAAAGAAAUUACAAGUGAUAUUGUUUUUCUUGAAUUAGAUAAAAGUGUUUCUAUGGCUUGUUAUCAUUCAUUGUUUCUUAUCUUGAUUGCUGCUGCCGCUUCAUUUCAAACCAAUGGCCAACUCUCCCCUGAUUACUACUCCUCCACUUGUCCACAAGCAUUUCCUAUUGUUAAGGCAGCAGUUGCAGCUGCUAUAAAGAAUGAAACGCGCAUAGGGGCAUCCUUGCUCAGAUUACAUUUUCAUGACUGUUUUGUUAAUGGCUGUGAUGGAUCAGUACUAUUAGAUGAUAAUGCCACAUUUAUAGGUGAGAAAACUGCAGUUCCUAACAAUAACUCUGCUAGAGGAUUCAACGUGGUUGAUAACAUCAAAGCCCAGCUGGAGAAAGCAUGUCCUGGAGUGGUAUCCUGCGCUGAUCUUCUUGCUAUAGCAGCUCGCGAUUCGGUUGUUCAGUUAGGAGGUCCCUCGUGGAAGGUAAGGUUGGGAAGAAGGGAUUCUACCACAGCUAGCAGAAGUGUGGCAAAUACCUCCAUCCCCCCACCAACCUCUAAUCUAAGUGCUCUUAUUUCAAGCUUCUCUGCUCAGGGUCUCUCAAUAAAAGACCUAGUAACACUUGCUGGUUCACACACCAUUGGCAUGGCCAGAUGCACAUCAUUUCGAGGACACAUCUAUAAUGACUCCAAUAUCGACCCCUCCUUCGCCAGCUCAUUGCGGCGUACUUGCCCAAGAAGUGGAAAUGAUAGUGUGCUUGCUCCCCUUGAUCGUCAAACACCAACCUUUUUUGAUAAUUUAUAUUACAAGAAUUUGUUAAAUAAGACAGGUCUACUUCAUUCAGAUCAAGAGCUCUUCAAUGGAAGUUCUACUGAUGUUUGGGUUAAAAGUUAUGCAGCCAACAUUUCAUUAUUUUUCCAGGAAUUUCCGAAGUCUAUGAUCAAAAUGGGAAACGUCAAGCCUCUCACAGGAAGUGCUGGAGAAAUCAGGAUCAAUUGCCGGAAAGCAAAUUGAAACUUGCUUUCCAUUCUUACAAGAGAGUAUAAAAUGUUAAAAAUGAGUGUCUGUUGAUCUUUACAUUGAGGUUCUUUAAAAUGUUUGAUGCAAGCAAGUUGUUUCAUUGUCUUUACUAUUAAAACUUGUCCUAUGCUUUCACUUUUGUGAAUAAAUGUGUAUUUAAAAACUAAUAAAGAUGCAUUAUUUCCCUAUUGCUCCUGUCCCAAAACAGAGUUUAGAUUAACCCAUCUUUUCCAUAAUCACCCAUUUGUGAAACUGUUGAGCCAGCUUGAAUGCUAGAAUUUAUCUAAUCAGAAUGAAUAACUUUUACUGAAU
This is a messenger RNA of Durio zibethinus, 1514 nucleotides long. RefSeq names its product peroxidase 4-like. Gene Ontology annotation, biological process: response to oxidative stress; hydrogen peroxide catabolic process. The record is from RefSeq and is a predicted model, not a curated record. Gene Ontology annotation, molecular function: heme binding; peroxidase activity. Lineage: Eukaryota; Viridiplantae; Streptophyta; Magnoliopsida; Malvales; Malvaceae.